AGCAAUAGAAGAAAACCCAGCCUCAUAUCCUAACGUGCAUGGCUGCAACAAAGCCACAACUCCCACAAGAUAUCUUCAUACAGUGCUUUACAAAAGUGAAUCCAUUCGAUUCAGAAACAUAUCUAAAAAGCUUCAAACACCCUCAACUAUGGGGUGCCAUAUUCAUUCUUUAAAUCCUCAGAUCCUCUGCAGAAUUUACAACAGAAGAUCACCAAAAGAGCACUCAUCACCAUAUUUGAAUGUUUUACAACUUCAACCAAAGUUUAGGAUUAAUAAAACUAUAGCCUUUUCGUCAAAUCAACAAGAUCCUAUUCCCACCAUCACCUCAGUCCCUCCAACUCAACUGCAAGAACCCAGUGCUUUUACUAUUGAAUUCAAGACUCUUGAAUCUUGCAAACUUGGUAUUGCUAGUUAUCCUGAUUUCAAAUACAACGCGCAAGGGGGUGAAGGUAUUGGCAAAGGAACAAACAUUAAAGAAUCAAAUGUUGAAACCAUGGUUGAUUUUGAUGUGAAAACACUCUAUAUUCCACCAUUGACAACUGCAACGACAAAGUUCUUAGGGUUGCCUUUGCCGCCAUUUCUGAGAAUUGAUAUUGUCCCUCAGUUGUUCAAAGGAAGCAUAAACACAAAAUCUGGACAGGUGGAUCUCAAGUUCAAGGCGGAAUUUUUGUUUUCUAUAGGUAGCAUCUAUAAAGCUCCUCCACUACUUGUGGAGACAGUGUUGACAUCAGAGGAAUCAAAGGGGACAAUGAAAGAGGGAAGAGGAGAAAGAAUGGAUACAGAAGGACGGUGCAGAUUGGUAGGGGUUGCCACAGUUGAGCCGAUCGAUGACUUCCUUUUGGAUUCUUUCCUGGGACUUCCUACUGAAUGUCUUGCCGACUUGAAUGCUUUAAUCUCUUUUACAACCAUUUAAUAGUUUGUCUAAAGUACUUGAGUAGCAAGGAGGUAAAAAGAAAGCCUUACUAUUUAUUUUGUACUGGAACUAGGAUAGGAAACUACUGUACCCUCCGAUAAUUCCUGAAAAAUUGGAUGAGUGGCCUGCAAAUUGUAAAGAUCUUCCCCAUCAGUAGGAAACAACAUAGUUUCUUGAUCUUGAAUGUAAAUCAGCUUAAACAAAAAAAAACCUUACACAUGGUGCUUCAGAAGCUAUUUUGCUUUAACAGAAGACCUUUCACUA
Daucus carota subsp. sativus is the source of this 1177-nucleotide messenger RNA. RefSeq lists its product as uncharacterized. The record is from RefSeq and is a predicted model, not a curated record. The coding region runs from base 149 to 913 and encodes 254 amino acids. NCBI's taxonomy places the organism in Eukaryota, Viridiplantae, Streptophyta, Magnoliopsida, Apiales, Apiaceae. The transcript has 2 exons.